AUGUGGCUGGGCUGCCGCGGGUGGCUCCCGAUUUUCGUGCGGGAGCGAUUUAACCUCCUAUUCCUCAGCUUUGCCAGGACUUGGAGUGGCCGUAGAGCCCCGAUGGCGGAAAUGCUGUCUACCGGGGCGGAGGCAGCGAGCGGGCUGAGGGCUCUGGCUCAGCAAAACGGAGACGCGGAUGGCGACUCGAGGGUCGAGCGACCUCCAGAGCGCCCGGAGCCGGCGGCCCAGGGAGUGAAGUUGGCCCCGGAAGUCGGGAAGCAGACCGCGGGGAGCGAGGAGCCGGCCCUUCUUGCAGCUCCGGGCCCAGGCAAGCGGAAGAAGCGGCGGGGUGCAGCGGGGGAGCGCAUAGUGCCGCCCCCGAAGAAGCGGAGGGCAGGGGUGAGCUUCGGCGAUGAGCACUUUGCAGAGACCAGCUACUACUUCGAGGGCGGCCUGCGCAAAGUUCGACCCUAUUACUUUGAUUUCCGAACCUACUGCAAAGGCCGCUGGGUGGGCCACAGCUUGCUGCACGUCUUCAGCACUGAGUUCCGAGCCCAGCCCCUGGCCUACUACGAGGCCGCUGUCAGAGCCGGGCGCCUGCACCUCAACGAGGAGCCAGUACGGGACCUCAGCAUUGUGCUCAAGGACAAUGACUUCUUGCGGAACACAGUGCACAGGCAUGAGCCACCAGUCACAGCAGAGCCUGUCCGCCUGCUGGCUGAGAAUGAAGACAUGGUGGUUGUAGACAAGCCUUCUUCCAUUCCUGUCCACCCCUGUGGCCGCUUCCGACACAACACGGUCAUCUUCAUCCUAGGCAAGGAGCACCAGCUUAAGGAGUUACACCCACUGCAUCGGCUUGACCGCCUUACCUCGGGAGUCCUCAUGUUUGCCAAGACAGCAGCUGUUUCGGAGAGAAUACAUGAGCAGGUUCGGGACCGGCAGCUGGAAAAGGAGUACGUGUGCCGGGUGGAGGGGGAGUUCCCCACCGAGGAAGUGACCUGCAAGGAACCCAUCUUGGUAGUGUCUUACAAGGUUGGGGUGUGCCGUGUAGACACUCGGGGCAAGCCCUGUGAGACAGUGUUCCGGAGACUGAGCUACAACGGCCACUCUAGUGUGGUGCAGUGUCGGCCACUCACAGGUCGCACCCACCAGAUCCGAGUCCACCUCCAGUUCCUGGGCCACCCCAUCCUCAAUGACCCCAUCUACAACUCAGUGGCUUGGGGCCCCUCCCGGGGCCGGGGUGGCCACAUUCCCAAAACAGAUGAGGAAUUACUGCGGGACCUUGUGGCAGAGCACCAGGCCAAACAGAGCCUGGAUGUGCUAGAUCUCUGUGAAGUUGACCUGACCCCAGGACUCACAGACUCUACAGCUCCCUCUUCAGAGCUGGGCAAGGACCACCUAGAAGACUUGGCUGCAUCUGCCCAAACGAUGGAUGGAAUACUUGAGGCAGCCCCUCAGGAUCUGGACACAAUGGCUCUGGCACCAGGGAAUGCAGCCGAAACUGAUGUUGUGAAUCAAGAGGUAGACCCCCUCUGUGCAGAAUGCCGACUGGUGCGACAGGACCCCUUGCCCCAGGACCUUGUGAUGUUUCUACAUGCCCUGCGCUAUAAAGGGCCAGGUUUUGAGUACUUUUCACCCAUGCCUACCUGGGCACAGGAUGACUGGCAAGAGGACUGAGAGCUGUGGCCCAUGGAGGGAUUACUUCUUGGGUUGGAAGAGACCAUGGAGUAGGAACUGACCUCAUGGGCUGGUACUCAGUGUUCUAUAAGGAGUGAAGUUGGGCCCUUAAAGGAACUGCUUAUAUUUGCUACCUCCUUCAGCUAGAGUUUGGGGACUUUUGGGGUUGUAAAUAUAUACUUUUUUCUUAUA
Molecule: messenger RNA, 1851 nt
Organism: Miniopterus natalensis
Lineage: Eukaryota; Metazoa; Chordata; Mammalia; Chiroptera; Miniopteridae
Gene: RPUSD2
Product: RNA pseudouridine synthase domain containing 2
Biological process (GO): enzyme-directed rRNA pseudouridine synthesis
Molecular function (GO): RNA binding; pseudouridine synthase activity
Source: RefSeq, a predicted model, not a curated record